Messenger RNA from Vollenhovia emeryi, 1357 nucleotides. RefSeq names its product small ubiquitin-related modifier-like. Gene Ontology annotation, molecular function: protein tag activity; ubiquitin-like protein ligase binding. Gene Ontology annotation, biological process: protein sumoylation. The transcript has 5 exons. Gene Ontology annotation, cellular component: nucleus; PML body. Bases 160 to 453 code for a protein of 97 amino acids. Lineage: Eukaryota; Metazoa; Arthropoda; Insecta; Hymenoptera; Formicidae. The record is from RefSeq and is a predicted model, not a curated record.
UUUGCGAACGGCGCGACCGUUACGGUCCUUCGGCUCCCCGGCACGAGAGGCGAGUAGACUGUGAAACUGACAAAAGCGCGGCGCCAUAUUGCGAGCUUGUGUUUGGUUAGCGUUUCUGGCGCGUGGUGAAGAAGUUUGUUGUAAUUUAAUUGAAUAACGAUGUCCGACAAUCAGGAACAGAAACCCGAAGCCGGCCCGGGCGACGCGAAUUCAGAGUACAUCAAGCUCAAAGUCGUCGGAAACGACAGCAACGAAAUUCACUUUAGGGUAAAGAUGACCACUCAGAUGGGCAAGCUGAAGAAGUCCUACAGUGAUCGCGUGGGUGUACCUAUGACAUCGCUUAGGUUUCUCUUUGACGGUAAAAGAAUCAACGACGAUGAAACACCAAAGCAGCUGGAAAUGGAAAAUGACGACGUCAUCGAAGUAUAUCAAGAGCAAACAGGUGGUCGUUAACUAAGUUAGGAAGAGGAGGAUCAUUUCGUUCUAAUAUUUUAUAAAGUGAAAGUGACUAUUCUAACAAAGAAAAAAACAAAAAGAUGGACAAGUUUAUAAGUAUGCAUACACACACAAAUACACAUACGUACACACACACACACAUAUAUACACGUACAUACAGAUAAUUAAACAAUAUGUAAUUUCCUGAUUUCACAUACGAUAUCGUAUAAAAUGUGUUGUCUUACAUUCCUGUACCGAGGCGAAUCGUUAUCCGGGGAGAUUGGACCACGAAUCCCCGGAUCGUUUUGUAAAACGCGCGUGCGGGCAGUCGUGUCGUAAUAUUGCAUACUGUGUGUCCGUUUCCGUGUGUGUCGUCAGGGCAAUUCUUCAGAAAUAGAAUAAUUAUUAACGCCAUUAUAAAUACAUUUGGCAUUUCGCAAUGCUCCCUGCCCAUUCGAAACUUGUCCCCAGAGAUCUCGGGUUUUUUUUUCCAAAUUUUUCUUUUCUGCUCCUUUUUAUGAAUACAGAAAACGAUGUGUAUAUGAUAUAACGAAAAUUGUUACGUUUAAGGUACACUAAAAGUAGUAAUUGUAAAACGCGCGCUUUCGAAGAACUGCAACCGAGCAGCUUCCAUCGCGUUUGCGCCUGGGAGUAUUCAUAAUUGGCAUAAAUCAUUUCAUUCUCUUAGAUAAUCUAGCAAUAUUUUUAAUUUUUACUAACCGUAAUACAUGCACUUUUGAACAUAAUAAUAAUGAUAAAUAUAAAUGUUCUCCAGAGAAAUACGUUCGCAGAUAGUUUUUCCCCCAACCGUAAUGUUGCUUAUCUUUGCAAUAAAAAUACCAAAUUUAUAUGUAUAAACGUAUGAUAUAAAACUCAUGUAUCUCAAAUUUAUAAAAUAAAAUAUCAAGAGAAAGGUGAAAAA